AUAUUGAAGAGUAGGAAAAAAAGACAGUGGAAGACAGCCCGGAAGUUACUGUAAAUUAAACAGGGGAAAUAGAGGAGUUUACAGUGAGCUGCACAACCAUCUCAGUUGGAGGUUGAAACCCUGCAGCUCUGUCUCCUGCACAGACCACAGAAAACACAUAAAAAUGUUCCUGUGUCUCCUCGGGCUGGUGGCUGUUUGGUUCAUCUAUCGCUGGUACAAAGAACUGGAGAGAGUUUCCAACAAGGGAGACAAGUAUGUGUACAUCACAGGCUGUGACUCUGGGUUUGGUCACCUCCUGGCGAGACACCUGGACACACUGGGCUUCCGUGUGAUCGCAGGCUGUUUCACUGAGAAAGGUGAGGACGAGCUGAAGAAGAUCACCUCUGAAAGGCUGACAACCAUUCAGCUGGAUGUCACGGAUUCUGAGAGCGUCAAGAAAGCAGCAGCUCGCAUCAAGACUCUGGUCGAACAGAAAGGCCUGUGGGCGGUUGUGAACAACGCUGGAGUCUCCGUUCCAUCUGGUCCCGCCGACUGGAUCACCAUAGAGGAUUACAAGCCUAUGCUGGCCGUCAAUCUGCUUGGCGUGAUCGACGUAACACUGAGCGUCCUCCCCCUCAUUAAGAAGGCCAGAGGCAGAGUGGUCAACGUUGCCAGUGUGUUCGGGCGAAUCAGUCCAUUCGGUGGACCUUACUGUGUGUCUAAGUAUGGAGUGGAGGCCUUCAAUGACAGUCUGCGGUUAAACAUGGCACCAUUUGGAGUCAAGGUAGCCUGCAUUGAGCCUGGGUUCUUCAAAACAAACGUGACUGAUCUUGGGUUGGUGAAGAAUAAUGUGAAGAAGCUCUGGGAAAGACUACCUCAGGAAAUGAAGGAUGACUAUGGACAGGAAUACUUAGAGAGUACUUAUGAAAGACUGGAUGAAAGGUUCAAGCAGUUCACGGAUGCCGACCUGAUGAAGGUGGUGGGCUGUAUGGAGCACGCCAUCUCUGCUGUUCAUCCUCGUACUCGCUACUCUCCUGGAUGGGACGCAAAGUUCUUCUGGCUGCCGCUGUCCUACAUGCCAACCUGCCUGAGUGAUGCAAUGUUCCUAAAGUACAGCCCCAAACCAAAAGUAUCCGUGCUGUAGUUUCUCUCAUGUCGCCUGGCGGAGAAGCAUUUUAGGCCAAUAGGAAAAACACUUGCGUGUGUUUUAUUUUCAGUACAAUAAAUCAGAUUCCUGUUUUUGCUGUAUGUGCCUUAUUGAUACAGCGUCAGUACUAAAUGACAGCUGACUUCAGACAGCGCCCUUCACUUCUCAAGUCUUAAUGUUAAUAUUAAGCACCGUGCCAUUGUCACCUCUGUUAGCUUGACUCUUGUUCUUGAUGGACUUUGCUUCUGUUCUAAGUGGCUAUUUCAAUUGGUAACUUGUAUUUGUCCAGAUUAUCAAACGCUGACAACAGUCUGAUGUGUAACCUUUGAUCAGAGAUGUUUGUUUUCGCAGUGGAUUUGAGGUUAAAAGGGAAGCAAGGAGUCAUGUAAUAUGCUUUAGUCUAUAUUACAUAAGCACACACUGUUGAACCAUUUAUUGACCCACUGUAAUAUCCACUGUGGACCUUGACUCUGCAGGAACACAGCACAACUUUACCUGCUGCCUCUGCAUUCAGUUAUUCUGCACUCUUGACGGUGAACAAUCUGCUGCAUCUAAACAAUCAUAACCAUGGUAUGUUUGCAUUAUUAUUAUCCGUAUUACAGUCUUUAUACUACUUUGCACUGAUAGAUUGGCUUUAAUGGUCGCAAAGAGCACGGUGACUUCAUAGGAGAUGAUGAAAAGAAUGUUUCGAAAUUAUUUGUUUGUUUUUCUGAUGCCAUCUGGUGGUUGAAUUAAAGGAUCCAUUCAACAAACCA
Amphiprion ocellaris (clown anemonefish) is the source of this 1881-nucleotide messenger RNA. RefSeq names its product retinol dehydrogenase 7-like. The record is from RefSeq and is a predicted model, not a curated record. Gene Ontology annotation, molecular function: oxidoreductase activity. Lineage: Eukaryota; Metazoa; Chordata; Actinopteri; Pomacentridae. Bases 164 to 1123 code for a protein of 319 amino acids. The transcript has 5 exons.